AUGUGCAAACUCUUCUUCCUUCUCUUUCCUACGCUUGUUCAUGCCGCAACGCUCGUUCUCCUUCGUCCUUUGCAAGAACAGCGUCCUCGAAUCGCGCGUCCAUCAUCCCUCUACUCGUGGAGUUUUGACCCUUCAUCAUUCGGGUUUCAAGACAAUGAUGUCACGGAUCCACAGUUCAUCUCGUACUCUGCUACGGGUCUCCCUCCAUGGCUCACGCUGCAUCAAGACACUCUCUCGUUCGCCGGCAACGUGCCAUCCACUGCUGUGUCCUCAAGCUCGACAAUUAUUGUCACCGCUUCCGUCGCUGGCCAAGCCAUCAAUGACACCGUUCAGCUGCUCAUAUUGUCCGAGCCUGAGCCACGACUCGCCAUCCCAAUCGCUCAACAGAUUCUCUCCGAUCAAGCAGAAGUGUCCUCUGCUUUUGUCGUGGGACCAGGAUCGGCUCUUGCGCCUUACUUUUCGACUACGUCCGCCCGCGACGGCAAGGCGGGUGUUCGGAUACCCCCUGGGUGGAGCUUCUCUAUUGCAUCUCUCGCGAACGGCACGUCUUUGCCAGACUGGAUACGCUUCGACCCUUCUUCUUUCACGUUCAACGGAGUCGUACCGUUUGUAGACUUUUCCGAACUAGAGCUGUUGAUCAUGGCGACCGACGCCGCAGGCUAUUCAACCAGUGCUACCGACUCUUUCUGGCUAACCGUAGCCGCCGACGAACUUGGUCUGAGGAAUGCGACCGCCGGAGUACCUGUCAAUGUUACCAUUGGUGAACAUGUCGAUGUCGAAAUUUCCGACGACCUAAUGAGAAAUGCCAUUAAUCGGGGUGGUUCGGCGUCCCCCUUGGGUAUUGAAAUUAUAUCAUCGGAUGGCAUAGCAUUCGACCUUGCCUCGCGUAGACUCACGGGUCCCAUCGUAAAUGGAAGCGUAUUCGACAUCCCAAUGAACAUUGUUGACGCCCAGAACGCGACAUUACAUACGAGGCUUCAUCUUAUCCCCGUCCCUUCGCUUUUUAUGACGCCGAAUCAGAUGUCAUCCCCAACUCUUCCACCACCGGGCGAGGAAUCUGCCAACACCAAUGGAGAGUGGACAUUGUCGCUGAAGCCAUUCCUCAGCGAGACUGGCUUGACGCAAAUGUCAAAAGAUCAGGUCAAACUUUUCGCCUGGCUUGGUCAACCCUCGAAUGUGACUUUGCAUCUCGAGCAAGAAUCCCUCACUCUGUUCAUUACUCACCAAGACUUGGAAGUUGGUAGACAUCAGAGAGAUGCAGACACUCUGCAACUCCUCGCGCCUCCAUCUCGAAGCAUCAAUCCCCAGAUGCUGGUCUCUAGGAACGACUAUGCCAGACCACCCUCAAUCGAUAUAGUCGUGAUCGCAUUCUCGUCUAUUUUCAACACGAACUCGACGCUACGCUUAGAGGUCAACCCUAUUGGCCAUACCGACUGCCGCCCGUCCGAUGUGACAUGCCCUUCAACGUUUCCAUCGCCCAUCACCCCCGAGUCACCACCCUCCCACCGGAGAAGGAAUAUUUUGGCGGCGAUUUUGGUCGCAACAAUCCUCGCUAUACUCUUCACAGCUAUGGUCAUCACCUGCAUCUUGCCGAAGAGCCUGCCUUUCGACGUCCGGACCAAAGGAGACGCCGUAGCUACAGAAGAUAAACCCGCGAACCUGGAAGAGAUAGAAAGUGGAGUAACAGACAAGCAGACCAUGCACCUCUCGUCCAUCGGCACUCUGGCGGAGACCAGAAGCGAUCAUCCGUCGAUUACAAGUAAAUUUACAUCAGCGACCAGCCAACGGACUCCAAAUGAUUAUCUCAAUGACAAGCAGGGAGAAAAUGAGAUGCAGCGCUGCUUUCGCAAAGCCCAUGGCUCUUCUCAACCUGUUGAUGACGCGGUUGUCCCUGGCGCGGGCAUAUCGGUUGGUGACUUGCGUUGGCAGGUGGAACCAUCCAACGGUGGACGUGCGAAGGGUAUGCUUUCUGUCGAGAGCGGAACCACUCCCGCGACAGGUAAUACCGUCCCAAAGCACGCCUUUUUCGCCCAUGUUCGCAGUCCUUUAUCUAGUCCCGUCCACAGCAAACCACCCUCUAUCUCCGGCUCGCCACCCAGAGUUGGGAUCUUUAAUGGCAUUGUGCCGAUUCUCAAAGCGUCAUCAUUUGGAUCCCUUCUUGGCCACAAUAAGCCUGCCUCUUCCGGCGAUUCUUCAAACUCGUCUGGGGUACUGAAUUGCCCUCCUUCUCAAGAAUCACGAGACGCUUUGAAGGCCACCAUUAGCAAGCCCCGUCUUAUACCGCAAUCCAGCUCUGUCCAGAUGGAAUAUGGAGUAGAUGGCUCGCGGAACCAGGAUGGAGUCUCGCGCCAAACGAGCGAUGAUGGUGGCGUAGGCUUCCAGGCUGGCACGGCGAUCGUUUAUCCAAAGGAGAUAUGCACGACAAAAUCUUCUUCGAAAGCAGUAUCCUCAACCUCCAAACCACCUCUGGAUUCAUCCGUCAUUCCGACGUUCAUACUCGAGCCACCUGCAAUCCUGGAAGAAAUCCCUACGUUGCUUCGAAAACGUUCAAACGAAUCAGAGGCAGCAGGUUACCUCCAUGGCGAAGAAUUCGGUACAUCCUCUCAGAGCACCAUAGAUGGGGGCAUCGAAGAGGAGCUAGCGGCGAAGGUUAAUGCAGAUGACAUUAGUCACCCACGAAAUACGGAACCUCUUCCACUUGACGCUCAAGUCAAGCGGUCACCAACGCAUCUACUUCGAAAAGCCGUAUACAUCAGCGAAUCACUCAAGUCAGGCAGUAUGCCAUGCGAUGUCUCGUCUGAUUCGGUCGUACUCGCCACUGCCACUCUUGCCGUUCGAUCGCCCCACCCUGCGAGUGUCAAAUUGGUUCCAUCCCCGAGGCCGACUUUCAGGUCAUCUUUGGAGGAUUUUAAAGUACCAUCCUCCCCUCUCACCGAACUUGCUUCCUCGGACGAAUCUUCAAGGGAGAAACCUAGCAGUAAAUCGCGGCUCGUCAAAUUCGUCAACGAGGUGCACUAUGACGCUGGAUCCUCGAGCGACGGCGGUUACGGCCAUGGAUGCGCUGCCAAUAUGCCCUAUGAGGGGACUCGCGAACGUAGUCAAACGGCGGUGGUAGGCGGACUAUCUGGUACCCCUCCAAGUUCGUGGAAUGAACCUACCACUCGGUCCACCCAAUCUCGCAUACCCGUCAUGUCACAAGCAACAAGCAUGAGACUGGUGGAUCAGGUUCUGCAUCUUCGCUCGCAAUCCCGUCAAAACCGUGCCAAUCAGCAGCUCGAUCAGGUUUCUUCGGAUUGCAGUCGUAUGUCACCUCGGGAAGAAUCCGAAACUCCAUGUAAUGGCGGCACCUUUCACGAUCCACGUGGUGCGCUCUGGUAUGGACAUACCGACCAUCUUGUGUCAGAAGAAGAAAGCUCGACGAGCGGGUAUCACCCCAGCCCCAUGUACCAUGCAGCGGGAUCAAACCCCAAUAUGGCGUCCAAUAAACCGCUGCAAGUAAGCUCUGGAGAUGACACUGAUGAGCAUCCUCCUCAGAUCCCACUUCCAGCCUUGCCAUCUCACAGUUCAAACUAUUUUGAUCUCAGUGAAUCUUCCUCUGCUUCCUCUAGCGAUUCCGCAGUCAUUCGACAUACAGGUGGCAUGGAUCGCAUCCUUGUCGGCGCCAGAGAGCCCUUUCACUUCCUUGCCCCUGUUCGCAUCAGCCAUUCAUCACCCGGUAAAGUGCCCAGGAGCCAACUACUUGGAUCUCUGCGUAAGAAGGCGCCUUUGGGAAAGUUUGUCGCUCGACAUGCCGCGGGAAACUCUCUCCCACCCUGGUUAAACUUUGACGAACGCUUGGUGGAGUUUUGGGGAGUCCCAAACGUGGAAAUUCGUGGUCAACAGCUGGAAAUCGUUCUUUGGUUUGGUGAUGGCGCUCAGAAUCAGGAGAUGGGUCGGUUUAUCAUCGAAGUCGUCGGACACUAG
This is a messenger RNA of Serendipita indica DSM 11827, 3963 nucleotides long. NCBI's taxonomy places the organism in Eukaryota, Fungi, Basidiomycota, Agaricomycetes, Sebacinales, Serendipitaceae. The record is from the annotation of a GenBank genome assembly.